AUGGGGGCAGCAAACCUCGACGGUGACACGCCUGCAGGCGCUGUUGACCCAUUCACCACGGUGCUCCUGAUUGACCAGCCGCACCUGUCGGAUGACGACUGUGUCCAAAGCAUCAGCUGGGGCGGCGGCCCGCUGUGCGCGCUGUCCGCGGCGACCAAGCACAGCGUCAGCCUCAUAUCGCUGGAACCGUUCCUGCGGAAGCGCCGCACGCAGCUCGAGGAGCAGCGGCGGCAGCAGCAGCGGCAGCAGCAGCAGCAGCAGCAGCAGCAGCAGCCAGCCGCGUCCCCGAGCAAGCAUGGCAGCCGCGACGCAGACGGCAACGGUGUCUUCGACGGCAUCGACGCCGCCUUCGUCCACAUGCCCAGCAGCCUCCACUGCAAGCUGGGGGUGUUCAGGGCGCACGUGCCGAUCCUCAGCCACCAGUGGACGCACGACGGCCAAGGGCUGCUCGUCAGUGAUUCUAAUGGCGGCGUCACGAUGCUCGAGGUCAACGCGGCGGCGGCGCCCCUGGCCAAGGGCGGCGCCUCGCGGCAGCAGCUGGGCGGAGGAGGCGGCGGCGACGAGGAGGAGGACGAGGACGAGGAGGAAGAGGAGGGGGGGCAGGUCGAGGAGGGCAGCGGCGAAGCGGCGGCGGCGGCGGCGGCGGCGGUCGGCGGGCAGCUGAGGGGCGCGUGCGUGCGGGAGCUUUGGCAGGCGCGCGCGGACGCCGCGCAGGAUCUGCUGGCUGCGGGCGCGCGCGCGUCCGGCCCGUGCGCGAGCGUGUCGCGCGACAGCCCGCAGCGGGUCGUGGUUUGGUGGCCGAGUCGCAGCGCAAAGACUGGGGAGUACGUGGUGGGUGCGGAGGUGAUCCGCCACCCUGUCAGGGUGGUGCACCUGGAGUGGAGCCCCGCGCUCGCCAGCGACGGCGGCAGCGGCGCCGCGGAGGAGCAGCAGCAGCGCCAGCAGCAGCCGGCGGCGCCGGCGGACGCGCCGGACGGGCGGGAGCAGCAGCCGGAGCAGCGGCGGCAGCAGGCGGCGGCGGCGGCGGCCGGGGACGAGUUGCCGGCGGCGCACCAUCCCGCGCUAAUGACGGUGGGGGCGGACGGCGUCAUACGCGUUUGGGUCGAGGUCGUCAUGGCAGACAUGGAUGACGCGCCGUUAGUUACCCCUGGUGGCCCAGCGGCGGCGGCGGCGCCGCCGCCGCCGCAGCAGCAGCAGGCAGCCGGCGCCGCCAGCCCUAGCAAGUCCAGGGCGCCCCCGCGCGUGAUGUCGCAGUUCUGUUUGACACUAGUCGUCGAGCCACCUGCAGGCGCCGGCGUCUCGCCGGGCGCCCUUCCAGGGAUGACGGCCGCUUGGGUGCGGCCGCUGCGCUGCGGGCUGGCCCCCGGCGGCGCGGCGAGUGGCGGCGGCGGCGGCGGCGGCGGCGCGGGCGGCGACGAGGCGGCGGCGGGCGCGCACCGCGUGCUGUGGCUGCUGGCGUCUUACUGCGGCCCCGCGCCUGCGCAGCAUCACCAGCAGCACCAGCUACUGCAGCACCACCUGCAUGCGCAGCCGUCGUCGCCGACCCGUGGCCCAGGGCUGGCGCACCCUGCGCCUGCGAUGCUGGCGCCUGCGCGGCCGGCGUGGGUGGACACAGUCUUCUUAUGGGCUAUCGACGGCCUGUCAGGCGUCGUUUUGCGCGGCAUCGCCCAGAACGCUAUUACCGCGUCCAAGCUGAGCGCGCCGCGCGCGUUCUUGUGGGGCCGGGACGCGGCCGCGCCCGGCUGGGGCCGGCCCGACGCCGCUGCGCAGCCGGGGGCGCGGCAGACGCUCGCCGCCUGGCUCCACACGCCGCCCGCCGGCGCGCCGCAGCUGUACUGCUCUCAGCAGUACAUGCACCCAGGGAACGGGCACCACGAGCUCCGCCACUUUGUCACCCAGCCCCUGCCCCUGCAGCCGGCGGAGCCCGGCGCCCCCCCCACCUGCGGCAUCGCCGUGCACCCGCGCCACGCGCGGCGGCGCCGCCGGUCGCCCGGGCAGGCGGCAGAGUGGCGCCAGUUCUGCGCGCAUCCGGGGGCGCCGGUCGCGGUGGGGGUAUGCAAGGAGGGGCGGGUGGCUAUCUGGGGGUUGGCCCCGGUGGAGCUGCUGCUGACCACAGGCGCGGCGGCGCUCGACGCCGUCGAGCAGCAGCAGCAGCAGCAGCAGCAGCAGCAGCAGCAGCAGGAGGAGGAGGAGGGCGUGGACGGGCCUCGCGUGCCGUCCAGCUGGCUCGCCUGUGGCGCGUGCUGCUGGCUGCCGGCGCCAGGGGCGGGGCCCUACCUCCUCGCAUCCUGCGGCGCGGGCCGGCUCCAGAUCUCCGCCAUCUGUGUAGACCGCCCCGCCAGCCGCGGCGCCGCCGGCGCCGCGCGCGGGGCGCCCCCGGCCGCGGCGCGCGUGGGGCGCGUGGCGCUGGUGUUCGACGCGCCGCUGCCGCAGGGGGCGCGGUCGGUGCGGGCGCUGCUCGAUGUCUCGUCAGAGGUCCGCCCAGGCGGCAGCGGCGGCGGCGGCGGCGGCGGCAAGGAGGAGGAUGGCCCGUCUGCAGAGGUGACGCUCGUCGGCCUGGCGUCCGCCGCCGAGGGGCCGAGCGAGCGGGAGGGGGACGCGUGGGUGGUGUGGCGCGUGAAAGUCAUGCGGCAGCAGCAGGAGCAGCAGCAGCAGCAGCAGCAGCAGCAGCAGCAGCAGCAGCAGCAGCAGCAGCAGCCGCAGCAGCAGGGCGCCGGGGCGGCGGCGGCAGGGUGGGAAGUGGUAGUCUCAGAAGGGGCCGUCUGCAGCGUGGACGCCGCCGCCGCGGCGGCCGGCGCGCUUGGCGGCGGCUCCGAAAUGGGCGACGGCGCCGCCUCGCCUCCCGCAGCCGGGCCUGCCCGGUCCGACGGCACGGAUGGAGAGGAGGGUUCGGCUGUGGAGGCGUCGGCUAGUAUAUCGUGUAUUCAAAGGCCGAGCGCCGCGGGCCCGUUCUUGAUGACAGGCGAUGUGGAGGGCCGCACGCAGCUGUGGCAGGUGCUGCCCGCGUCUGCGGAGGCUGCGCUGAGCCUCUGCGGGUCUGUGGCAGACGGCGGCGGCGCCGUCGGCGGCGGGGCCGUGCAGCUGCUGCAGCAGAGCGGCUGCGGGCUGAUGGGGGGCCACCUGGGCGGCAUUGCGGUCGCCGUCGCGCUGUGCGCGGGCGCGGGCUAUGCGGCGGCGGCGACGACGUGCGGGGAGACCGAAGUGGAGGAUGCCGUCUACAUUUGGUCAGCAGAGGGCGCCGCCCCGCCCCCGCACCCGGCCGCGCCGCCGCGCCGCCCCUCCGCCCUCGCCGGCGGCCCCUUUGUGCUUGAGUCCCUCCUGGCCCUGGAGGACACCGCCUCGGCGGUCGCGUGGCUCGACAGCGGCGGGCUCGCGCCGCUGCUGGCGGUGGGGUACGCGGGCGGCGCGCUGGAGCUGUUUGGUCGGGACAGGAGCAAGCCGCGAUGCUUCAAACUUUAA
Messenger RNA from Monoraphidium neglectum, 3459 nucleotides. RefSeq lists its product as hypothetical. Gene Ontology annotation, cellular component: RAVE complex. The record is from RefSeq and is a predicted model, not a curated record. Bases 1 to 3459 code for a protein of 1152 amino acids. NCBI's taxonomy places the organism in Eukaryota, Viridiplantae, Chlorophyta, Chlorophyceae, Sphaeropleales, Selenastraceae. Gene Ontology annotation, biological process: vacuolar acidification. The transcript is spliced from 4 exons.